Messenger RNA from Sceloporus undulatus (fence lizard), 3416 nucleotides. It is a transcript of the gene ZNF367, whose product is annotated as zinc finger protein 367. Gene Ontology annotation, biological process: central nervous system development; regulation of transcription by RNA polymerase II. Gene Ontology annotation, cellular component: nucleus. The transcript is spliced from 5 exons. The record is from RefSeq and is a predicted model, not a curated record. The coding region runs from base 221 to 1246 and encodes 341 amino acids. Gene Ontology annotation, molecular function: DNA-binding transcription factor activity, RNA polymerase II-specific; RNA polymerase II cis-regulatory region sequence-specific DNA binding. Lineage: Eukaryota; Metazoa; Chordata; Lepidosauria; Squamata; Phrynosomatidae.
UGGUUCCGCCCAGGCGCGAAAUGUAACGCGGGAAAAAGUCUCUGGUCCGGAGGCGGCGGAUUUUGGGGCUGCGGCUGCAGCGUGUGGGAAGCCAGGCCGCGGUCAGAUUCAGGGGCCGGCGCGGGAGAGGCGGGGUCUCCGCGGCUUCUCCGCCAUGCAGCCCUAAGGGGGCGCUGAGGAAAACCCGGCGGCGGUGAAGACUCAGCCAUUCCGGUGCAGGAUGUCUGAGGCGCCGGCCCUCCUUCGCCCGUCGGACUCCCCGAAGCGCGUCCUGGUCUCCGUCAUCAAGACCACCCCGGUGAAGCCGCCCCAGGGAGAGGAUCCUCCCGCCAGAGCCCACCCCCAGCAGCAGCCGCCGCCGCCGCAGCCCAUCCCCAGCAGCCCGGGCUUCAGCGAGUUCAUGGUCUACCCGUGGCGCUGGGGGGAGAACGCGCACAACGUCUCCCUCAGCCCUCCCGCCGCCGCCGCCCCCCUCCAGGCUCUCCGCGACGGGGCAGGAGACAGAGGAGGAGGAGGAGCCGACAAAGAGGCCCGCGACGAAGAAGCCGGCAGCCCGGACAGCGGCCUCGGAGGACACCUGAGGGAUGGCAUUAGACGCGGCCGGCCGAGAGCAGAUACGGUCCGGGAUCUGAUAAGCGAAGGGGAACAUUCUUCUAGCAGGAUCCGCUGCAAUGUUUGCAACAGAGUUUUCCCACGAGAGAAGUCUUUACAGGCGCACAGAAGGACUCACACUGGUGAAAGACCAUAUUUGUGUGACUACCCAGAGUGUGGAAAAGCCUUUGUUCAGAGUGGACAGCUGAAGACACAUCAGCGUCUCCACACAGGAGAAAAACCUUUUGUUUGUGCAGAAAAUGGGUGUGUAAGCAGAUUUACACAUGCAAACCGUCAUUGUCCCAAGCACCCCUACGCAAAGCUGAGGCGAGAAGAACCAACGGACAGAUUGAAUAAAAAGCAAACUGCAGAUAACAAAGCUGUUGCUGAAUGGUUAGCAAAAUACUGGGAAAUGAGAGAACAGCGUACGCCUACAUUGAAAAGUAAGACUACCCAUAAGCCUGACCAAGAGCAGCAAGAUCCCAUGGAAUAUCUUCAGUCUGAAGAUGAUGAGGAUGAGGAAAAAUAUUCUGCCCAUUUAGUCCCUUGUACCCGUGUAAACGCUUGCAUGGGGCAAGAACAACGUGAACGCUUGCAUGGGGCACUGGCGCUCAUUGAGCUGGCAAACUUGGCAGGAGCUCCACUGCGGCAGUAGUAGAAAACUGGACCUGCUGAUCAGGAAAAUGUACUGCAUUGUGGGUACUUAAACCAAUUAGCUUCUGGGCAUAAGCUAAGCACCUUAUUUGCUUCCAUAGGCUGCUAUUAUGUAGAACUUAUGAAGAAUGUUGUUGCCCCAAAGAUGGGGUAAGAGAAUUGCACUUUUUGUAUGGUAAGACAGUUGUAAAGCUUUUUAAAGUAUUUUGUAAAUAGAACACUGUAAUAAAGAGUGGGAAAUGCUUGUGUAACAGAAAGUUAGAUUUGCAAGGUUAGGGCUGUGCUUUUAAUCACAGCUAUGUGGAGGUAAGUUUCUGCAAACAGUGGAACUUACCUCCAUGUAAAAGUGUUUAAAAUCAGGAUGCCAGUCAUUCUUUCAUUCAGUUCUCACAGGAAGCACUUUCUGAACGCAUAAAGUUGAAAUAAUGGUACAUGUUUUUUUAAAAAAAAGAUUUUUUUCCCUUUAAAAACAAUGUUGAAUCUGAAAACGUGAACCAUCCAUGCUUUUUCAAACAUCAGUAUUUGGCAUAGCAUCAUUGACAAGGAUGCCAGAUAGCUGUCUUGCCCUUGUAGGAUCAUAGAAUAAUUGGGUUACAUUUUGUUCAGGAUUUUCACUGUGACUGCGGACAUGGAGAGUGACUUUGCAUUUAUGGAUUGAGAUCUCAGCAGUCUCUUGGUUGAGUAGCACUUCUUGUUCUUAAUAGAAUGUUGGGAACGUUUGCACAUUGUUCAGCUCACCUAUAACUGAGUGCUUAGUCUUGCAGAACCUAGCUAUCAUGAUAUCACAAUAAGUGUGAAUUUCAGAUUUCUUAGACCCUAUAACUAUGGCAUUUGUGUUUUGUUCAGAUAUUUACAGGGUUGCGUUGGUUUAUAGUAAAAUAUGUUACAAUAAUCUCAUUAGCAAACACUAAGGUAACUGCUUCAAAUGAUUUUCUGGCAGAUAGUUGUUUUUUUCCUUGAAUAACAUCACCUUAUUGCUUUAUUUGGAGCUUUCAGCCAAUUUUGUAUUCACUAACUGUAGCUCAGUUUUUGAUAAAACUGCAAGAUACUUGCUGUCCAGCUAGGAAAUUAGGCUUCCAGCAGUAGUUGCAAGUGUGAAAUAUUUGUGUUAGUAUUCUCCUCUAAAUGAAGUUAGAGAAUAGCACUUAGUGCUCUUGAGCACUGAAAAGAAAAUAAAUUUUGGGCAGGACACUGUACUGUUCUUAAUAGUUUUAAGUAAUUUAUCAUAUGCUAGAUUUGUGCCUUGAUAACUGUCUUGAGCAAAUUACUAUACAGUAGUUGCAUAAUAGAGCCUUUACUAAGGUGAGGGCUACUGGCAGAAGCAUAUGAACUACCUGAUCUUUGUUCAAUUAAUGCUCUGUAAUUCAUUCUGAUCACAGCAAAUAUGCAAACAAGAUAAUUUAUCCCUGUAAAAUUUAAUGGCCAAUGUCUUAACUGGCAAGAUGAAGGUAUAUAUGCAUUUUUCAUAUUUCCAGGAUUAUUAUUGUGUUACUCUGUUUUGAAUCCAGGUAUCUCAUAGCAGAUACUUUUGCCCCAAUCCUUGAGGGAGUGCUUUGAGGGUUCUUGAAACGAAGGUGGGAAAAUCAUUUUCUGUAGUGGGAUAUCUGAAUCCCUAUGUCUGUAGUAUGCAUUUCAUUUUGGUACAUCUGUAGACUUAUGUAUUAAUGUUUGCAGACAGAUAGAUUUGAGAACAAGGCCUCACUUCUUGAUACACACAAACAUUCUCCCCCUUUCACCAUAUUUACACUGAAUACAUAUUAAAAUAUGUAUUUAAUCAAAAUACAUUCUGCCUAGCUGUAGGCAAGUUGAGCUGCUUUGCCAAUUAUGUAUAAAAUACAUCUUUGGAACAAUUGCAACCAUUUGUCAAUAAAUAAAUAAAUAGUUUUUAAAUGCGGUGAUUCAAGAAUUCUCUGCUUCACAUGAUUAAGCUGUACUUUCAGCAUGACUUUAAAUGCUAUAAUUCUAAUAAGCUUUGAAUAAAAAGUUGUGUGAAUUUUAAAUUUGUGUCAGUGGGAUAACAUUUGGUUCAUAAUUGACACUGGUAUACACCUUCAGCCUCAUGGAGAAAGUUCUGGCAGUUCUGAUGUGUGCAUAGUUCUGCGUCUGGUUCUUCUUUAUUGAGAACUGUACCAACCAGUUUAAUCUGCCAUUAAAAAAUGGGAAAACUCUUA